Loxodonta africana (African savanna elephant) is the source of this 2241-nucleotide messenger RNA. RefSeq names its product TNF superfamily member 15 (gene TNFSF15). NCBI's taxonomy places the organism in Eukaryota, Metazoa, Chordata, Mammalia, Proboscidea, Elephantidae. Bases 518 to 1261 code for a protein of 247 amino acids. Gene Ontology annotation, biological process: immune response. The transcript has 4 exons. Gene Ontology annotation, cellular component: membrane. Gene Ontology annotation, molecular function: tumor necrosis factor receptor binding. The record is from RefSeq and is a predicted model, not a curated record.
GAGGGCUUGGCAGCACUUUGCAAAUUGCUGAAGCAAACAUGCUUUCCAUUUCCCAGGCUGCAAGCCACACACUUCCCCUUCCCUCACUUUCACUUCCAGAAGAAGCAUGCUCCCAGAAGGGCCCAACUGGCAGGACUCCAGCACAAGAAGCAGGUAUAUUUUAAUGGUCCAACCCACUGACUUGAAUUCUUUAUCUCCUCCUCCAGGGACUUUCCUAACUUCCUUCUGUAAAUGAAGGAAGGAGCACAUGAGCACACUGUAUAUAAAUACACUUGGCAAAGCUUUUCUUUUUUUUUCCUUAAACCAAACUUGGUUUCUGUUGUAGGCGGUGCAUUCCCUAGGAAGGCAGGGCCACAGCGUGUUGUCCAGGGGGAGAGAAAAGGGGAGGAGUAGGCAAGAUGAUUAAUUCACCCAUGCGUGCGAAACUGGUCUUCUAUUUAAUGGGGGGUCUCUCUGCCGAGGAGAAGUCAGUGGCGCCUCCAGGGCCAGCAAGAGCACGGCGGAGGAUCUGGGUUUCAUGGAGACAGCCAGUGUGGAAAUGCUUCCAGAGGACGGCAGCCACAGGCCCAGGGCCAGAACUGGGCUGCAGGCCAGGAGCGGCCGAGUGCUCUGGGCUCUUACCUGUUGCUUGGUGCUGCUUCCCAUCCUCGCAGGGCUCACCACCUACCUGCUUGUGGGCCAGCUCCGGGCCCAGGGAGAGGCCUGCAUGUUCCAGGCUCCAGAGGGACAAGAGUUUGGACCAUCACAUCAGCGAGCUUACACACCUCCCAGAGCUGAUGGAGCUAAGCCAAGGGCACACCUGACAGUUGUAAGACAAACUCCCACACAGAACUUGAAAAAUCAGUUCCCAACUCUGCACUGGGAGCACGAGCUUGGCUUGGCCUUCACCAAGAACCGGAUGAACUACACAAAUAAAUUCCUGGUUAUCCCCGAGGCAGGAGACUAUUUUGUUUACUCACAAGUCACAUUCCGAGGGACCACAUCCGAGUGUGGUGAAAUCAGCCUAGGGAGACCAUCAAGCAAGCCAGACUCCAUCAUCGUGAUCGUCACCAAGGUAACAGACAGCUACCCUGAGCCAACAAAACUACUAACGGGGACCAAGUCAGUGUGUGAAAUAGGCAGCAACUGGUUCCAACCCAUCUACCUGGGGGCUGUGUUCUCCUUGCAAGAGGGGGAUAAACUGGUGGUGAACGUCAGUGACAUCUCCUUGGUGGAUUACACAAAAGAAGAUAAAACCUUUUUUGGAGCCUUCUUGCUAUAGGGGCAGUACAGAUGUCAUUGUGUGAAGGUCCCUUGCCUCCUAGUUCCUUUUCUUUGUUCAUAUGUAGGAGUUUUCUUGGGGCCAAUGGGGGUAUUCCACAGAGGCAGUGGUUUAGCUAUGAAAUUUAGGACCCAGAAGCUAACACUUUACAUGGCUUAUUAAUAAGAAUGCUAGUUGGAGAAGGGCAGAAGAGAGCAGACACAUUGUCAUGGUGGCUUGGAGGAGUGGCAAGUUUCUAAACACUAAAACACUGAUCAGUGGAUGGAUGUAUAUCUAUUUAGGUCAAGAUCUGAAGAGGAACAUUUCCAUGACUUCCUACUAUGCAUUUGUUCUCAUUGGGCCAUUUGUCCAAUUGGAUCCUGAAGCAUUUGCUUCAGUUGAGGAACCUUAAACAAAGUCCAAAGCCCUAGAGAACAAAGUAAACCCUUCAGAAGUGGAAUCCUUAAUCAGUUUCCCCAAGCAUAUACAUUCAUGCCUUGUUUAAAAAGUGAAGAGAGAGCUGGUAUCGCUCAGGAACCUUCUCAAAAAUGGAAUUGGUUUUCAUGCCAUAUAUGGCAUGUGGGAAAAGCUACCCUUCCUUUUCUUAUGGACACAGGUAUCAAAAUAAGCAAGUAUGAGUUCUACAUGCAUAUUGAAAAUACAACAAUAGCAUUUAUCCAGCACAGUUUUCUUGAGCAUCUGGUAUAUUCUGGGAACUGCAGUAGAUACUACGAAGAGCAAGAAGGACUCUACUCCAAACCCAUAUGAAUAUGUCUAGAUGCUUCCUGGUCAAAUAUCACUCAACAUACUCCCAGGAUUAACUCCAAAUCCUAAGAAAAUAUCAUCUGAUACUGUUACAUAAGCUUUCUGGAGUUCUCUUGCUUAUGUAAGAUGUCUAGCUGAUUAGGUCACUCAGAAAACUUGAAGACAGGUUUCUAGCUAAUGACACAGUUAUAAAACAAACUUGAUUGAUGCUAGGAGACCACGAACUUAUUCUCUGG